CCCGGGAACAGGAGCAGAGCAGAGGAGGAUGGAGGCUCCGCAGAACAACGGGUCCAACUUCACAUCGAACUACACCAACAAGUUCGUGCAGCCGCCGUGGCGCGUGGCCCUCUGGUCGGUCGCCUACAGCUCGGUGCUGGCCGUGGCCGUGUUCGGAAACCUCAUCGUUAUCUGGAUCAUUCUGGCCCACAAGCGGAUGCGCACCGUGACCAACUACUUUCUGCUCAACUUGGCUUUUUCGGACGCGUCCAUGGCGGCGUUCAACACCCUGAUCAACUUCAUCUACGCCGCGCACGGGGAGUGGUACUUCGGGGAAGCCUACUGCAAAUUUCACAACUUCUUCCCAGUCACAUCUGUGUUCGCCAGCAUCUACUCCAUGACGGCCAUAGCUGUGGACAGAUACAUGGCCAUCAUUCACCCUCUGAAGCCUCGUCUCUCAGCGAAGGUCACCACGGGGAUCAUUGGGUGUAUCUGGAGCCUGGCCGUGGUUCUGGCUUUCCCUCUGUGCUACUUCUCCACCACCCGAGUGCUGCCACGCAGGACCAUCUGCUACGUGGCCUGGCCUCGCAUGGCUGACGACCCCAUCAUAGAUACGAGCAAACUGUAUCAUAUCAUAGUGACAGCUUUGGUCUACGUAUUGCCAUUGGUGGUGAUGGGCAUCACUUACACCAUUGUGGGGGUAACGUUGUGGGGGGGUGAAAUUCCUGGAGACUCCUCCGAUAACUAUCAUGGACAGCUCAGAGCUAAAAGGAAGGUGGUGAAGAUGAUGAUCAUUGUGGUGGUGACCUUUGCCCUCUGCUGGCUGCCGUACCACGUCUACUUCAUUGUGACGGGUUUCAACAAGCGUCUGGUGAAGUGGAAGUACAUCCAGCAGGUUUACCUGUCAGUGCUGUGGCUGGCCAUGAGCUCCACCAUGUACAACCCCAUCAUCUACUGCUGCCUCAACAGCAGAUUUCGAGCUGGCUUCAAGCGUGCGUUCCGCUGGUGCCCCUUCAUCAAGGUGUCCACCUACGACGAGCUGGAGUUGCGCUCCACGCGGCUGCACCCGACACGCCAGAGCAGCAUGUACACGCUGACGCGGAUGGAUACCACUAUGGUUGUAGUCUACGACCCCGCUGAGGGCAACGGCAGUGCUGGAGGGAGAAAGCACUCCUUGUCGUCCAGGAAGAGAAGCUACGUCACCUCCCGCCACACGGAGGUCACCGACUCCAACGACGGCGGAGCAAAAACACAAAACGGAGUGGCACCAAAGGCUGAGGUUGAGGAAUUCUCUUAGAGUUUUAUGAACUUGACCAAAGCACGAACAGUACACACAAUAAGAAGUUACUCCGACUCACAUUCAAAUUAUUUCCCUUCUUUUAUUUUUUACCAAACCUGCAGCUCUGAUUUAUCAUAUUUGUCCAUUUCCAUGUGAGAUUUCAUUAUUUU
Molecule: messenger RNA, 1428 nt
Organism: Nematolebias whitei (Rio pearlfish)
Lineage: Eukaryota; Metazoa; Chordata; Actinopteri; Cyprinodontiformes; Rivulidae
Gene: tacr3a
Product: tachykinin receptor 3a
Exons: 6
Coding region: 29-1276 (415 amino acids)
Biological process (GO): positive regulation of flagellated sperm motility; G protein-coupled receptor signaling pathway
Cellular component (GO): sperm midpiece; plasma membrane
Molecular function (GO): tachykinin receptor activity
Source: RefSeq, a predicted model, not a curated record